Messenger RNA from Saccostrea cuccullata (small rock oyster), 997 nucleotides. RefSeq lists its product as uncharacterized. The record is from RefSeq and is a predicted model, not a curated record. NCBI's taxonomy places the organism in Eukaryota, Metazoa, Mollusca, Bivalvia, Ostreida, Ostreidae. The transcript is spliced from 7 exons. Bases 210 to 962 code for a protein of 250 amino acids.
AAUAAUUUCUUUCAUAUUUAUCUAUCUUAAUAUAUUUUUUCAAAUAGUUAUAUUUUUAUCGGUUUAAUUUAUUUAUUUAUUUGCAGCCCAAUAUCACCUGUUUCGUGUAUUACAUUAAACAAAGUGGUUGUUCCGAUAAGGCAGUCACAGCAUUUCCCCACUUGUACAGGGUACCGGAGGAUAACCGAUUCCCGGAGAAGCCAGAAUCAAUGGAGACUCAAGUGUUUAGCAGGAAAUACCCUGGAAACGGGAAAUAUUACACAGGACUUAGGGUGACUCUCAUGGGCCCAGUCACAGGAAGCUUUGAUGUUGUGAAAGGAUUCGAACUUAUCUUCACAUAUAAUAGAGUUGAGAAAUAUGGCUGUUUGAUAUUUGACUUAUCUGCACAGAAUUUGACAUACAAUGAUGUGGUUCAGACUGGUUUUUGGACUGAGAUCUGGCCCAUGGCCCAUGCAGAUCCUCCCAUUGUUUUUCUGGUCAGUAGGAGUCUCCCUCCUGCACCUGCGCAGUUCGACCGAUACCUCAACGUAACCGAAAACGUCCAGAACGGGGAGUAUGGUGUCUGUGUACCGAAUGGUGGAUGUGGUAGCGAUGUAAUACCACCAAGUCAGUGGGUAACCACAAUAUUUUAUAAGACCACCACAAACAGUUCUGGACCUUUCAAUAACCUUGAGAUGAGUUUUGCUUUGGGACCCGCGGAGUACAAAUUUAAUGAGUACACUGUCAGCCUAGAAAACGUUAAUGAUUCCAAACCAAUCAUAAUUCGCAACAUGCCAAAGGAAAAGCCGCACCACGUGUUUACAAGACUUUCGCCUGGACAAUAUGUGAUAAAGAUUAAACCAUAUGAUGAACAUUCUAACGAUAGGAAUCGAUGUCUAUGUAGAAAUGAAUUCCAAGCAUGUUUAGCCUGCAAAACGACAGUUACCAAUGAAAUAACAGUGGGAUAUACCCAGAGUAAGUAAUUUUGGUUUUACUAUCCCAUGGCAUUUAUUUUCAA